Cercospora beticola is the source of this 1805-nucleotide messenger RNA. RefSeq names its product tyrosinase family protein. Gene Ontology annotation, molecular function: oxidoreductase activity. NCBI's taxonomy places the organism in Eukaryota, Fungi, Ascomycota, Dothideomycetes, Mycosphaerellales, Mycosphaerellaceae. The record is from RefSeq and is a predicted model, not a curated record.
UCGCCGCGUGUCGUGUCGCUGAUGUUUGUACUGUAGCCUUCUUGCUCAAAACUGCUCAUUCCCACGUGCGGUGGCCUCCUCAACCACCCAACUCCCCACCAUCCCUACCUCACGUGCUACUGCUCCUGCCUUGGGCCAUGCGUCUCGCCGGAUCCGUGGUAGCCCUGCUGCCCACCAUCGGCAUUGCCGCAUUCGUGCCUGCUGAUACUUCCGGGACAGACCAGCUCGCCUGCAAAGCACUCGACAACCUACGACUGCGCACUUUACGUCAACUUCCUGGCACAUCUGCGAGUCUAUCAUUGUCCAUCACUAAUCGUCGACUGCCGCGCGCCAGAUCAACAGAACCACAAGCCUACGGCGACUCUCAAUGCACCUUCGAAAAUGCAAGGGUCCGCCGGGAAUGGGACACGCUCACUGCUGAAGAAAAGCGAGCUUACAUCGACGCAGUGCUCUGCCUCAUGAGCAAGCCCAGUAUCAGUGGUGAUCUGGUUCCCGGCGCACGGAGCCGAUACGACGACUUUUUGGGCACGCACAUCAACCAAACUCUGUCCAUACAUGGGACUGGCAACUUUCUAUCAUGGCAUCGCUAUUUCACCUGGACAUAUGAACAAGCCCUCCGCGAAGAAUGCGGUUAUGAAGGGACAUUCCCAUACAUCAACUGGGGUCGCUAUGCCGAAGACCUUUACAAUGCCCCCAUCUUCGACGGCUCAGACACGUCCAUGUCUGGGAAUGGUGACCCCGAUUCCCGCAACAAUGGCACUUGGAUACCGAACGCUGCUCUUCCCCAGAUUCAACUCCCUGGAGGCGAGGGAGGCGGUUGCGUGACAUCUGGUCCGUUCGCCAACCUCACCGUCAAUCUAGGUUCUCUGGCCCCAGCGCUCUCUUAUAUCCCAGCGAACCCUCUUCCAAAUGGCCUGGGCUAUAACCCACGCUGCCUGCGUCGAGAUUUGGGCAGUUACGCAGCCGAAACAUGGCUGCGCGACCCAAAUACCACAGCGCUCAUCGCAAACAACGAUCAAAUCGGCCCCUUCCAGAGUAUCUUCCAAGGCAACUUCUCUGAAGGUUUCCUUGGCGCACACACAGCCGGUCACUUCGUUGUGGGCGGCGACCCAGGCGGAGACCUCUUCGCCUCCCCCGGCGACCCAUACUUUUGGAUCCAACACGCCCAAGUUGACCGCGUAUGGUGGAUCUGGCAAAACUACCCCGAAGACAGCUGGAAAUUCAAUGGAAUCGAAGGCAAUGAGAAGGACAGAUUAUAUGUCAUUGGCAACACGACCACAACGAACAACAUGCCACCGAGCAGGGACGCUUCGUUAGAUGACCGCGUCGACCUGGGUGUGAACGAUGGGUUCGGGGUCGGCAAGGGUGCCGAUGGACAAGGGUACAAGAUCCGAGAACUGGUCGACACGAUGAACGGAAGCCCGUUCUGCUAUUACUACGAGUAGUUUGUCGAGUCUGAGCAACCAACGAGGAAACAAGAGCGCAAGACAGACGAGAAGUCUCGCAGCUGCAAGGCCACAGAGUGGAAUAUGCAUUGCAUGAUUGGAGUUUUUGCAUCUAGCGAGUAGCAAUUGCAUUUGCAUUGAUUAGACAUAGCGAUGGUUCGCACAGCACAUAUUUGUUGAGAACGACACAAGAACAUUGCAAAAUUAGAUGCGAUUCCAAAGUACUUCCUUCUGGCAUCGUCGCGCUCGCAUGUGAGCAUAUUGUGUAAUGGUAAGCAGAGCAAUGUCAUAACUCAACCCACCCGAUUUGGCAUUAUUUCAAAAAAAAGGACGAAACGGUUCAAACAGCAGUCGACGAAG